ACCAAAUGUAUCAAGGCAACCAACAUUGGAAUUUCCUUGAAAACCGAGCAGCCACCCUCCUUUGUCACAAGGCAAGACCAAUUCCAAGAACUCGGUUCUUCAUCUUAGCCACUCCCAUGGAAAAUUUGCAGAGAUAUUCAAUACCAGGGAUUUUCCACUCACCACAAAACCUCCAAGGUAAGAGUUCCACCAGAAGAGAUGAUUCAAGAAUUCAGGCCAGCCAAUUACUUACAGUCUCUUCAAGGUCUGCUGGAAAUCUGGAUGAGGCAUCAAUUCCCACUCAUAGGGAGCCCCAUCUCUCUCUUUGCUCUCAGCUCUGCUCCGCGCACAUUCUCUACUUCUCCAAAGAGGACAUAGCCUUGCUGUGAAAGUCUCAGGAGACCAACUGGAGAACAAGAGGUGGCACAUAGAGGGAGAACACAGAAGACAAAAUGCAGGCAACAUCCCUUUACUCUCCUUUGGACUGGUGUGGAGAGAUUGAGACCAGCUGGCUGAUGCGAGAUGGGAUCCCCACAUGGUACCACGGAGACAUUUCCAGAGAAGCUGCUGAAAGUUUGCUCCAGAAGAAACCUCUGGGAUGUUUCCUAGUACGUGUAAGCCAGAGUCAUGCGGGCUACACACUGUCCUACAGAGGUAGGGACCGCUGCCGCCACUUCAUGAUCAAGCUUUUGGCUGACGGCUACUUUGCAAUCCCUGGAGAAAAGGGUGUCCACUCAACAUUAGUGGAACUGGUGAAUUUCUAUCAGAAAAUCCCCUUCGAGCCCUACAAGGAACUGCUGACUCAGCCGUGUGGCCAGGUUCCCAGGCUUCCUUCAAGACUCAGCUCAAAUCCUGCCUUCUUCAGGAAACCUUGCUCAGCUCCCUCCCACACCUCCUCAUCCUUCCCCUUGGACCUACCCUGUAUCCAUCUGGAGAAUGAGAACAAUGCAGACUAUGAGGAGAUCUCCUUUUACUCCAACAUGGCAGUGGAUGGUAAAAUCAGAACAGCAGACAGCUCAGCUACCCACAUGCCCAAGCCCAGUUCAUCUCUUCCCAUUGCGGUAUCCCUGAGAUCCGUGCCACUACCUUGGAAAAGAAUGACAGAGAAGCACAAGGCUGACAGACCAAACUCCUCAUCCCAGACAGGGGCAAAACCUUUAGAGCAAUCACCAGCCCCAGGGCAUACCCAGAGUUCAGGGAAGGCUUUGCUGAAUGAUGCCCCACAAAAAAUCUGGAAGAAUCUUAAAAAUCUGCCUCAGACGGGAAAGAAAAUAACAGAGCAAAUAAAAAGCCAUCUCUCUGAUGUGAAGCUCUCCUUCCCUUUUUCAGCAGUAGCUGGGAGCCAUGGAGAGAGCCAAGCCAGGGGGAUACCAGGAAUUAUGGGAGAUGAAUCUGCCACCCAGGUGGAAGAUAGUCAUCCAAAGGGGGAAGCACAGACCCCUCCCAGCAAUAUCCAUGCAGAUCCUUUUGAACGAGCUCCCCUUCCAAAACACCCCUCCCACCCCAAGACUCAAGAUCUCUGCCUGCCUCCAAGGAAAACGGUUGGAACAUCAGCUGCCAUGAUUUCCACUUCUGAGGACGCCACCUUCACUGGCCCUAGAAGGGGGGUAAUCUCAGGAACUACAUGCCAGGACAGUCCCAGGCCACCCGGUCAUAAGCUGGGCUCUUUCCCUGAGGAGUACUAUCCACCCCCACCCUUUGCCCCAGGGUACUGAGAGCCUCAGAGGAAACAGAGGGUCACUCACAAUGGCAGAUGCUCAGUAUUCCAGGUGUGGUCUAGGGUGACAGAUAGGUCCUAUGUCUAGAGCAUGGUGUUCAGUUCUGGGCACCCCAUUCUAGGAUGAACAUUAACAAGCUCAAAGAGAAUGCAAAAGGAAAUAACUAGUUAGUAAGGAAACCAGAAAUCCAUCAGUAUAAGAAUCAGUUAAAGGACCCACAGAAUUUUAGCCUGGAAAAGAGACUUAGUGGGGAUGGCCAAUUUCUGUCUUCAAAUAUCUGAAAGAUCAUUAUAGCAAAGAGGCAAUAAUCAUUUUGCUCGGCCCCUGAAAGCAGAAUUUUGACCAAUGGGAAAAAGGAACAGAAAGGCAGAUUUGGGUUGUUUAUAAAAAAGACCUGAGUUCAAGUCCAGAAUUUGACACAUCCUAGCUGUGUGACCACAACCUCUCAAUGCUCUAGGACUGAAACCAUCAGUGGCAGGAAAAAGCCCAAACCUGCGUGAGUAGCAGAAGUUUCUGCACCUGGGAGUACCCAAUACCAAUGAGAUUAUAGGUUCUAUCUCUACCCUCAUAAAAGAAGAUGCUUCUAACAUUAGAGUUACCUAACCAUGGAACGGGCUGCUUUGGGUGGAUAGUGACUUGCCCAUCACUGACUGUCUUCAAAUAGAGGCUGGAUAACCA
Messenger RNA from Phascolarctos cinereus (koala), 2375 nucleotides. NCBI's taxonomy places the organism in Eukaryota, Metazoa, Chordata, Mammalia, Diprotodontia, Phascolarctidae. The record is from RefSeq and is a predicted model, not a curated record.